CAUGGAUGCCCAUCACGCCCGCCUGAUCGGCCUCUGGACUCUCCAGACAAUCCACCCUGAGGCCCGUCUACAUCCCAUCGAUCCUCCUAUACACAAUGCUCCUACCAUUCUGUACCCCUCGACACACCUACGCCCGCUCUUCCGCCCGUUUAGACAUCGCAGUCCACCCUUCUUCUUGGCCUCAACACAGCGAUAACAGCGCAGGGCGAUGAUCACAACGUUGCUGCGAAGAUAACCUCCGACCCUACUGCCAGACAUCACGCUACUUCGCCGACUUAUCAAAUCGAACAAGACCAUACCUCGACCAACGUACUUCUAUCUGCCUCGGGACAUAAGAUACUAGCGACACAAGUAUCAUAUUCCCACACAACUCGGAUUUGACAACUGCCAGCAUAUCGGCGGGAGCACUUCAUGGCCGAAAUGCGCAUACGGUAGCAAGAUUCAUAAUACUUUGACCAAUCGUCAUGUUUUCGGGAAAGAGCCAUGGGUUCAGCCUACCUAGCGCCUUACGCCGGGGCAAAUCAGACGGCCAAAGGCUAUCCAGACACAUAGACGAGAGAGACGACAAGGCACAACAUAUUCUUGGAAUUACAAAGACUGCACUGGACUCGGCACGCAGCCAGAGUAUGAGUUCCUCGAUCGUUGCGGCGAGACCGUCAGGGCCAGCGUUAUCUGAUGCCACAACUGAAUUUGGUUCGCCCUCAACACCACCUCCUCCAGUACCUCGUGAUCUUCCGACUCUCCACUUGAAAGCUUCCUCGGUCCUUCUCCAUGAAGAGUUCAAUAUCAACGAAACCACACCUUCCAGCCGGCCACGACGUCUGCAGCAGCCAAUCUCUUCUUCAUCUCUACAUUCCUAUUAUGACGGGGACAAGGUGCCUCUUGCUAUCUCUCAACAAACGUCGGAAUCAUCACGAAGAGACCUAGCUCUCAGGAAGGACGCUUCGCCAUCAACUUCGGACAACAUGGCGUCUCCACGUUCAUUACGACUCCUCAGGUCGUUGACCAAGUACCAAAAGUCAGACAGUCGCAAACUGGUCAAACAAAAUCCCCCUCCAUCAUCUAUCAUUCGCUCGCCACGAAACACCACUCAUCAACGGUAUGGAGAACAGACACUUCAACACCGUCAACACUCUCAAGAACAGAUAAAUCGCACAAAAUCCUUCAAAGGAGUCCGGUUCCAAAAUGCAACACCAGAGAGAGAAAGUCACAGAUAUAGUGCAAAGCAUGCAACAUCGUCAAACACAUUGAACAACACGCAACACAUGAAGAUCAAUAGCAGGAAACCGAAAGCAGGAGCAAAAUAUUGGUUCGAUAACAUCGAAGUCGAUAUCAGUGACAUCGAGAGUAUCCACGAGCCAGAAUUUUCUCCUAGCUUCGUAUCAGGUAUGGCGCUGGCAUUCGAGAGCGGCAGGUUCGACCCCGUACCCGAAAGCACUGAGGAUACAUGCCAAAACCAGAACGAGUCCAGAAUUUCCGCUCAAGACGCCAUAUCGGAAUCUUCCAAAAAAUCGAGCCGGUACCAUCUUCCCCCGUCAGCCAUUCCCCCUCGCGUGUCAACGUUGACAGCAAAGGCUUCACGAACAAGCCUCAGCCAAGGUGUGAACCGACAAGCUUUCCAGAAGACCAAGGCCGCUUCACUAGCUUCAACCGACCUUCAUACAAACAGCAUCCUUGAUCUCUCGUCCUCAGAUGACGAUGAAGUGCCUCCCCCAGUGUCCAUUACUAAGACGGAGACCCUUCCACGACUGCGUGAUAGUAUAGCCUUGGAUGACUUGAUGGAGUCAGAAAUUGAGAUUGUGACCGCGAAAGCCAUUGAUACCAAACAAAGUGCGUCAGUUGAAGUGGUACCUGAAGCUGGAAAAGUCAAAGAACGCGACCUGAGGCAUAUGUCAAUAAUGCGCCAGACCAGACCCCCAGAUCGGUCGGCAUACUUCAGGGAUCACUCCUCUGAACGUUAUACGGAUGAGAAUGAUCUGCUUGUUUCUUUUCCAGCGACACCCACAGAGACUUCGGCAUCUCGCCGUUUCCCACAGUAUGGGUCUGAUACAGCCAGUAUCGAGAGCCGUAGGCUUAUGAGCGUGACCAGACAAGAAGAAUCAUUAUUGGCAGCAAUGAGACUGAAACGAGCCGCACUUGAUCAAACUCGUUAUUCUCCCAGGAGAUUGCAACUGCAAGCGCAAGCGCAAGCUUUAAGAACUCGAACUCCAGACCUUUCUGUUCGGCAAUAUCGAUCCCCACCACAGGGGCUCAGCUCAAACUCUCUCGACAUACUCUCAACGUCGCGACCGCGACACCAGAACCUGUCACGCUCGGGCAACCCUGAAAUACACUUUGACCAAGCUUCGUGUACCACUUUCCAAACUGGAGCUUCCCACGAUGCUAGUCAUCGAUUCUCAAUCGCUAGCUGUGGCACUGAGGCAUCGAUAGGACAAUACCCAGAACUGCAAUCGCCUCUGGCGGUGAGAUCGCCUUCAUUUCGUGCAACAGUGGCGACCCCUGCCAAUCGGAUGAGUCAAUCUACCUUUUUUUCCACUUCUACUGGUACCAACGACUCACUGGAUCGGUUUAGCAGUCGGACAGACAAAGCGUACGUCGCGAACCUGGAAAGAUUCCAGCAAGUAUCUGUCAAGGAUGAUGCCGCAUCACAGGAUUAUAUCGAUUGGCCUUACUCCGGAUGGGAGCCUUCUAGCAAGGCAGCCGUGACACAAGCCGCAGCACACUGAGAUGCAAGUGUCUCAAUAAGUAUUCUGUCUCCUGGGCGGUUCAUCUGAACUUGCCAACCAAAUCGACGUAGUCAUCUUUGGCCAUCGUCACUGUACAUUAACAAGCUUCCAGACGGGAGGAAUCAUGUAACACUGAGAUGUUGGGAUUGGGAGCGCCAUGGACAAAGUUGUCUGUAUGAAACCUGAAUAGCAUGUCAUAGCAUUUCUUUUUUUGAAGCUGUGAGAGCAGAGAACACGCAAUGAUUUUGAGACCUUCGAACUAUGACACGCGUCACUACAAUAGCUACCAA
Messenger RNA from Exophiala mesophila, 3016 nucleotides. RefSeq lists its product as uncharacterized. The coding region runs from base 465 to 2726 and encodes 753 amino acids. The record is from RefSeq and is a predicted model, not a curated record. The transcript has a single exon. Lineage: Eukaryota; Fungi; Ascomycota; Eurotiomycetes; Chaetothyriales; Herpotrichiellaceae.